UCCUCCCCUGCUGAGUUUCUUUUUUCCUCCGGAGCCUCAGAGAGAUCACCCAGCUCGCUGGCACCGUCUGGUCGGCAGGAACGCCAUGGCGGAGCUCCCACCCUUAAAUGAGGAGUUGUCGUGCUCCAUCUGUCUGGAGCUCUUCAACGAGCCGGUCACCACCCCGUGUGGCCACAACUUCUGCGGUGUGUGCCUGGACAAGACGUGGGCCCUCCAGGGCCCUCCGUUCCGGUGUCCACAGUGCCGCACCGGCUUCCAGGUGCGCCCGCAGCUGCACAAGAACACGGUGCUGUCGUCCUUGGUCAAACGGUUAGCGUCCACGGAGCAGGUCCAGGCACCCCCCGACGGCUGGAUGCCACCCGUGCGCCCCAGGGCCCCCAGCGUGGCUGCCCAGGUGGCCUGCGACCACUGCCUCAAGGAGCUCGCCGUGAAGACUUGCUUCGUGUGCACGGCCUCGUUCUGCCAGGAGCACCUGCGGCCGCACCUCGACAGCCCCGCUUUCCUGGAUCACCCGCUGCAGCCGCCGGUCCGUGACCUGCAGCGCCGCAAAUGUCCCCAGCAUAACCGGCUGCGGGACUACUUCUGCCCAGAGCACGGCGAAUGCAUCUGCCACGUCUGCGUGAUAGAGCACAAGACCUGCUCGCCCGCGCCCCUGAGCCAGGCCAGCGCAGACCUGGAGAACAAGCUGCGACAUAAGCUAUCCAUCAUGUUCGGUCAGAUCAAUGGAGCAUCGAAAGCUCUGGGUGAAGUGCAAGCCAGAAAACAAAGUGUGCGGGAUACCUGCAACAGGAAGCUGGAGCAGUUGCGACAAGAAUACCAGAAAAUCAGGGCUCUCAUUGACUCCACAGAGGCCAGCUCGAUCCGGAAGAUCAAGGAAGAUGAGAAGAGAGUCAACAGCAAGUUCGACACCAUUUAUCAGGUUCUCCUCAAGAAGAAGAGUGAGAUCGAGGCCCAGAAGGAGAAAGUCGAAGAGGGCCUCAAGGAGGCGGACGAGUUUGAAUUUCUGGAGAAAACAUGGAAGCUGCAAGCAAUCUCAACCAAGUCAGUGUACAUCCCCAAGGUGGAGCUGAAUCACAGCCUGAUCAAGUACGUCCACCAGGGCACCGUGGACCUUCAGAAUGUGCUGAAGGAGUCCAUCAGGCAGUUCGAGAAGAAGACCAAAGACCUCCAGGGCGCAAAUGACUCUGGAGACCUUCCCAAGGACAAACCCGCAUCCCCUGGGAAGAAGCUGGCUGCUAUGUGCCAUGUCAUGUCACCUCAUAGCUCUCCUCCGUCAUUACCAGCUGCCACCCCUUCCCCAGCCAAAAACCGCCCCAUCUUCGGAGCCCCAGGACUAGUGGUACAUGUGAAACCAACUGGCCCAGAGGCCAAAGCCGACUCCGUGCAGAUAAGCACAGAAGCAGUCAAGGCCAAAGUGCUGAAGGCCUUCUUGGAAAAGUCUAGAUCCGAACUCCUAACAUAUUCUUCUAAAGUCGUCUUGGACUACAACACUGCCCACAACAGGGUGGCUCUGUCUGAGAAGUACACUGUGGCCUCUGUGACUGAGGAGCUUCAGAACUACCAGCCACACGCCCACAGGUUCACAUACUGCUCUCAGGUGCUGGGCCUGCACGGCUACAAGAGUGGGGUCCACUACUGGGAGGUGAAGCUACAGAAGAACGACUUCUGUGGGGUGGGUAUCUGUUAUGGCAGUAUGCAACGCCAGGGCCCCGAGAGUCGUCUUGGUCGCAAUAGUGCUUCCUGGUGCGUGGAGUGGCUCAACACCAAGAUCUCAGCCUGGCACGAUAAGGUGGAGAAAACCUUACCCGUCACCAAGGCCACACAGGUUGGCGUGCUUCUGAAUUGUGACCACGGCUUUGUCAUCUUCUUUGCCAUUGCUGAUAAGGUCCACCUGUUAUAUAAGUUCAAGGUCGACUUCACCGAAGCCGUGUACCCAGCUUUCUGGGUGUUCUCCUCUGGAGCCGUGCUCUCCAUCUGCUUCUAGUGGGAAGUCUUUGACACUUGGGCUGAGUGCCCAUAGAAUGUCCAAGACUAUAAUGAAAAUGCCGUAUGGGGAAUGCUCCUGGGAGAACUUCCUGGAGAGUUCCCCACAGUUAGAAGGGUGGAAGGAGUUGGGUGGGUGGAUGGGUGGGGACCUGAAAUGGGGAGGGACUUGGCCAGGGAAAGAGGUGGGGGGUCCCUGUGUUGUGAGUGAGGAGGAGAAGGCAUCACUUCUUCCUGUGUCACUUGGGGCAGGGUGACCUCUUCUCUGCUGUGCCAGGCCAAGCUUUGGGUAGGAGUCAUUGAGUACCUCUUUCUUCUUAAAAGUCUGUGGCCAUUACAGGUUCUUUCCCAGGCUCUUGGUAUAUGGCCCUUUGGUUUCUGGGUAGGGUUCAGAUUUUGGAGUUUGAAUGUCAUUGCAUAAGAAUGUUCCAUACCUUCUGUAGCUUCUGUUGGUGCUUGGUACGCUGGUGACUAGGAAACCAUUCACUGCAGGUUUCCUCCCAGGCCAGUUACCCAGUGAAGUGUGUCCUUUUCGUUUACUGGAAAUUAGCCCUACUACCCUGCCUAUCCUGUUUCCCCAUGACCUCAUGGAUGAUGUCCAGUGGUCUUCAUACCAAGAUCUGAAUCAGGCCUGUCCUGAUCUUGUAAUUCAAGGUCCAGACAACCCAGGUCCAGUUUGGACAGAAACCCCUCCCGCUUCCGAAUGUUACAGACGACAUCUUGCACAAGUUCUUUGGCUGCUGCCAUGGAGCU
Molecule: messenger RNA, 2736 nt
Organism: Ochotona princeps (American pika)
Lineage: Eukaryota; Metazoa; Chordata; Mammalia; Lagomorpha; Ochotonidae
Gene: TRIM25
Product: tripartite motif containing 25
Exons: 8
Coding region: 86-1984 (632 amino acids)
Molecular function (GO): protein binding
Source: RefSeq, a predicted model, not a curated record